UUUCCCCGUUCAAGUUAGCAAAACCCUUGUCUUGAAAAUAUAUAUUUUUAUUAUACUUAAAAAAAAUAAAAGUAAACAAUAAAUAAAUAAAAUACUUACUAAAAAUAAACUUAAUUACCUCGCCAUAGCCUUUGCUUCUCCAACAACAACAAAGAAGGCCACCACCGCCUGCAUCGCCACCACGUCCGCCACUAUCUCGUCAUCGUUUCCAAAACAAUCCAUCCUCACCUUCUUCCUUCCUUAUCACACAAAAUUCAGAUUUCUAUUUUAUUAUACGCUGUAAAACUAAAAAUCCAUAAUUCUCUCUUUCUCUAAUUGAAAACAAAAAAUCACCUUUUUCAAACUUUCUCUUAUUUUCCCCUCUUUUCCCGACUAUCAAACAGCUCAAAAAACACUAUCAAUUCUACUCUUCUGUAUUUCACACCUCCGAAUUAGGGUUUCCGCUUCAACCACUGCGAUUUCUGAAAGGGCUUCAACAGUGAGAGCAUUUCCGAUUUUGGAUUCGCGAAGCGCUUCCGAAUUAUCUCAGGUGAGAGGGAAUUAGGGUUUUCAUUGGAAGGUUUUAGAAGAUUCUAGGGUUUUAUAUUAGAUUUCAAAAAUAUCUACUUAAUGAUUUGGUUUCGAUCUUUCCAAACUAGAGAGAGAAAUUAGGGUUUUAUGAUGGUAGAUUGGUAACGAUGGUGAGGUUUCUAGGAUUGAGUCGAGGAGAAUCGGACGAGUCACCUCGCGAAAUCACCACCUCGAGGACUCCUCUAACGAGUGAGUCAGGUGAAAACGGAUGGCUCAUCAGAUUCUUUGACUCGGCGUUUUUCUGUGAGUGGAUUGCAGUUAGCUAUCUUUACAAGCAUGAUCAUGCCGGGGUACGAGAUUACCUCUGUAACAGAAUGUACACGCUUCCGUUAUCUGGAAUUGAAAGCUAUCUGUUCCAGAUUUGUUACAUGAUGGUUCAUAAGCCGAGCCCUUCAUUGGAUAAGUUCGUUAUUGACAUGUGCUCGAAAUCACUAAAAAUGGCAAUGAAGGUGCAUUGGUUUUUGUUGGCUGAGUUAGAGGAUUUGGAUGAUAAUGAAGGCAUUAGUAGGAUUCAAGAAAAGUGUCAAAUUUCCGCUACUUUGAUGGGUGAGUGGCCGCCCCUUGUGCCACCACCAAAUGCAGGUUCAAGUCCAGGGAGUAAAAACCAAGUUUUGAAUCGAAUCCUAUCAUCGAAACAACGGUUUUUGUCAUUGACAUCUUCUCCUCCUAGCCAGAGAUCAUUGUCCUUCUCCCCAUCUUCUGGGAACCAUUUGCAGGAGGAUGGUGGUAAUCAAUUAUUGUCUCCAGAAGAGAAUAAGAUCUUUAAAAAGUUUAUUCCAGGUUCAAAAGUUAGAGAUGCCUUGUUGUUUAGGAAGUCAGCUGAGAAAGAUGAAGAGGAGAAUGAAAAGGAUGGGUUUUUCAAGAGGCUUUUGAGGGACAGCAGAGGCGGAGAGGAUGAGGAGAUGACAUUGAGCUCAGACAGGUUUUUUAAGAGGCUUUUAAGGGAUAGUAGAGGAGAGGAGGAAGAAACGACUUCAAGUUCUGAAGGAUUUUUUAAGAGGUUGUUUCGAGAUAGUAGGAGUGAUUCUGAUGAUAAAUCGGUUUCUAAGCCAGUGGAAGAUGAUGAGAAAGAGGGAUUCUUUAAGAAGUUAUUUAAAGAUAAAAUUGAGGAUAAGAAAGAUGUGAGUGAUAGAAUUGAUGAUGUACAUAUGGUGAACUCUGUAGAAAAAGCUUCAAAACCAGCUGAAGAUGAUGAAAAAGAGGGGUUUUUCCGGAAAUUUUUUAAGGAUAAAUUUGAAGACAAGAAAGAUGGGAAUGACAAAAUUGAUGAUGGGAAUGUGAAUGGUGACCGGGGGGAAAAAUUUUCAAAAUCUGCUGAAGAUGAUGAAAAGGAGGGUUUUUUUCGGAAACUUUUUAAGGAUAAAUUUGAGGACAAGAAAGAUGGGAAUGAUAAGAAUGAUGAUGGUGAGGAAGAAGAAUCUUCAGAUUUCUCGCUCUUCAGGAGACUGUUCCGAGUGCAUCCCGAAGAGAAUAAAACUAGUAUGGCAAAUGAAAGCAGCAAUAGUGGUGGUUUGUUUGAGAGCAGUCCAGGGACUGAGAACUUCUUCCGCAAACUUUUUAGGGACCGGGAUCGUUCAAUUGAAGAUUCGGAGCUGUUCAGUUCAAAGAAGCAUAAAGAGAAGCGCCUUGCUUCACCUAAGCAACAGAAUGAUAGGUCAAAUGCCAAACCUCCGCUUCCAAAUAAUUCUGUAUCACAAUUUCGAAAGGGGGCUUAUCAUGAUUCUUUGGAAUUUGUAUCAUCAUUAUGUGACACAUCAUAUGGCUUGGUGGAUGUUUUUCCAAUUGAAGAUCGCAAGACUGCUCUCCGUGAGUCACUUGCAGAGAUUAAUUCGCAUGUAGCUGACGCCCAAAAUAAUGGAGGAGUUUGCUUUCCAAUGGGAAAAGGGCUGUAUCGUGUGGUUCAUAUACCUGAAGAUGAAGCUGUUCUUUUGAAUUCUAGGGAAAAAGCACCAUUUCUCAUCUGCGUUGAAGUUUUGAAAAGUGAAUUGCCAAGUACAAAGGACACAUCUAAUGCUCAGAAGCUCUCUAGAGGAGGAAUUCCUCUAGCAAAUGGUGAUGCAUUAUUGCCAAAGCCUCCUCCAUGGGCUUAUCCUUUAUGGACUGCUCAGGAGGUGUAUCGUAAUAGUAGUGAUAGGAUGUCAAGUUCCACUGCUCAAGCCAUUGACCAAGCAAUGACACAUAUGUCUGAGGCAAAAGUGAAAUUUGUCAAUGUGAGUUUUUCUCUCGAAAAGCGAUCAGUCGGGCAAUCAGGUAGUGUUGAAGCACCUGAUUUACAGUCUGGCAUGUGUUGUAGCAAUUUGAGUGCUGUUUCAGUUCAGGGUGGACAAGAUAUAACUCAAAAACUAAAAGCUGCACGUGCUAGUGAUUUGGAGUUGGUAAGGGUGGUGCUAACAGCAGAUCCUGGGCUCCGAAUGAAAGACAUUGAGGGUCAAGGUGCAACACGUCGGAAGGAGCACCGCCGUGUUCCAAGUACAGUUGCCAUAGAGGAAGUUAAGGCAGCUGCUGCAAAGGGAGAAGCACCUCCUGGACUCCCUCUGAAAGGGGCCGGUCAGGAUUCAUCUGAUGCACAACCAAGGGCUAAUGGGGGUAUGCCUAAAGCUGGUGAUGCAUUAUCUGGUGAACUUUGGGAGUUGAAGAAGGAGAGAAUACGGAAAGCUUCAGUAUUUGGGAAAUUGCUUGGUUGGGACUUGCGCUCUGUUAUUGUAAAGAGUGGUGAUGAUUGUAGGCAAGAACACCUUGCUGUGCAGCUUAUCUCUCAUUUUUAUGAUAUAUUCCAAGAAGCCGGUCUUCCACUUUGGUUGCGUCCUUACGAAGUUUUAGUUACAUCUUCUUACACAGCUCUUAUAGAAACAAUUCCAGAUACGGCUUCUCUUCAUUCUAUCAAAAGUCGAUAUCCCAAUAUAUCAAGCUUACGUGAAUUCUUUGCUGCUAAGUAUCAGGAAAAUUCUCCAAGUUUUAAGCUGGCACAGAGAAAUUUUGUUGAAAGUAUGGCUGGGUAUUCCCUUGUGUGCUAUCUUCUACAGGUGAAGGAUAGGCACAACGGAAAUCUCCUACUGGAUGAAGAAGGUCACAUCAUACAUAUAGAUUUUGGCUUCAUGCUCUCCAAUUCACCUGGUGGUGUAAAUUUUGAGAGUGCACCAUUCAAAUUAACCCGUGAACUUCUUGAGGUCAUGGAUUCUGAUGCCGAGGGAGUUCCAAGUGAAUUUUUUGACUACUUUAAGGUAUUAUGCAUCCAAGGCUUCCUAACAUGCCGUAAGCAUGCAGAGCGCAUAAUUCUUCUUGUUGAAAUGCUGCAGGAUUCUGGUUUCCCAUGCUUCAAAGGUGGCCCUCGAACAAUACAAAAUUUAAGAAAACGAUUCCAUUUAAGUUUGACCGAAGAGCAAUGCGUGUCAUUGGUGCUUUCCCUGAUCAGCAGCAGUUUAGAUGCUUGGCGGACAAGGCAGUAUGAUUAUUAUCAAAGGGUUUUGAAUGGAAUAUUGUGAAUUCUGAUUUUGAUUUGUUGCCGCAUUGUUGUACCUCUGGUAAAGCCAGACUAGUGAAGAUUUUCACAGGAAAAGAUACUAGCUGUGUGAUAUCAGGACAUUUGAUUCGCUAUGCAAUGGAUUCAGAGGUUGUUUUUAUUUUUUUAAGAGGGGAAAGGAUGAUUGAUACCAGUUUGUGGCCUGUCUUUCCUUGGUUUGAGGAAUUUGUAAUUGAAUCGGCAUAUGUAAAUGUAGGAAAACUAGCAGGCAAAAUAUACCUUUGCAGCUUGCGACUUCCAGUCGUGAAUUCUGCUCUGCAGGCUAUUGGUGAUUAAGUUACUAGGAGUUGGUAUCGAAUGUUUCUACCCAUCUUCGGACAUCGCAUACUGUACAGAGUGAUUUCAACAUGGACAAUACGUCAAGACAUGAGACGGCUGUUGCAGGUUGAAAUUGCAGUUACUGCAAAUCUUACACCAGUUUGCCAUCGAAAGCAGGUAAAGCAUUUAUGAUUUUGUACCUGCGAGACGUUUUAUGAUAAAAGGAUGGUUCACAAUGCAUUCUGGUUCCAUCUGUUUCAGGUUGUAAUUCUCCCUUUACAUUGUUUGUCAGUGAAGGGUUCUUGUUUGUAUCAUAGCAUUAUUGAUCACAUUUUCAUCUGUGAGAAAUUCCUUCAUAUAGAAAGAGUGUUGUUGUUAUUGGCAUUGAUAUUUUGUUUGAGUUAUUGAACUCUUUCAUUGAAUCAAAUUUCUGCAAGCUUGUUCAACUUCUUUGUUUCUAAUUUGUAAUUUUCGCUUUUUAAAAAGUUUGGAAUUUCU
This is a messenger RNA of Durio zibethinus, 4846 nucleotides long. Its product is annotated as phosphatidylinositol 4-kinase beta 1-like. The record is from RefSeq and is a predicted model, not a curated record. Gene Ontology annotation, biological process: phosphatidylinositol phosphate biosynthetic process; phosphatidylinositol-mediated signaling. Lineage: Eukaryota; Viridiplantae; Streptophyta; Magnoliopsida; Malvales; Malvaceae. Gene Ontology annotation, cellular component: membrane; cytoplasm. Gene Ontology annotation, molecular function: 1-phosphatidylinositol 4-kinase activity.